This is a messenger RNA of Talaromyces proteolyticus, 1068 nucleotides long. RefSeq lists its product as uncharacterized. The record is from RefSeq and is a predicted model, not a curated record. NCBI's taxonomy places the organism in Eukaryota, Fungi, Ascomycota, Eurotiomycetes, Eurotiales, Trichocomaceae. Bases 1 to 1068 code for a protein of 355 amino acids. Gene Ontology annotation, molecular function: (3R)-hydroxyacyl-[acyl-carrier-protein] dehydratase activity. Gene Ontology annotation, cellular component: mitochondrion. The transcript has 3 exons.
AUGCUAUCCCACUCCCCUACAAGAGGUCUCUGGAAGACCAUUCUGCAAAAACCACAUAGCUGUGCUUUCUCCACAACAUCUCCCAUACAUAACACCGCCGCUGCUGCUUCUGCUGCGUCGAUUGCUUCAGCAUUCCUUUCUCGCUUCCAGUCGCAAGGGCCCCAGAUCAGAAAACAGGUCCUAGAUGCCAACCAACUCCAGCUCCUCUCCCUCACCCUAAACCGACCAACCCUGCACUCCUAUCCCCCAGCUUAUCACCUGGUAUACUUCACGCCCGCAUUCCUCGAAACCGAGCUGGGCGCUGAUGGCACGGAUAUGUCGUAUAACCCCGAAUCACCGUUCACUAGACGCAUGUGGGCUGGUGGAGAAGUCAGUUGGCCGCGCGAUGCGCGGGGGGAAUUGAAUCUGCUGCGCGUGGGCCAGGAGGUAAAGGAGACCACGACGGUGCUCAGUUCAGAACCGAAGGUGGUGCGCAAGACAGGCGAGGCGAUGAUUGUAGUAGGUGUUGAGAAGACAUUCUCGAACGAGGAUGGUGUUGCAGUUGUUGAUCGACGGAACUGGGUCUUCCGUGAAGCCCUACCAACAAACCCCCCACAGCCCAAAAGGGAGUCGAACAACCUAGCAUCGCUAUCGCAGAGUAGUAAUGGCCGCACCAAACCGUCAGAGCUGGUGUCAUCUACUCCUAUGGAAGGCGUCUACAAACGCCCUUACAACAGGAGCGCAGUCACGCUCUUCCGGUUCUCAGCACUAACAUUUAAUCCCCACAAAAUCCACUACUCUGUGCCAUGGUCUCAAGAUGUAGAAGGGCAUAAGAAUAUUGUUGUGCAUGGGCCAUUGAAUCUUAUUUCUAUGCUUGACUUUUGGCGGGAUCUUCGGUAUGAACAAGGCGGUAAGGGGUAUGCUGAUGCCUCAUUGAUCGUGCCUCAAAGCAUUACUUACAGGGCGACAAGUCCGUUGUAUGCUGAUGAAGACUAUGAGAUUGUCUUGGAGAAGGGGGCUGAAGCGAGCACAGUCAAUAUCUACAAUCACAGUGGUGUGGUUUCGAUGAAGGCUGAAAUAAGAGGAUAG